UCAAAUUGCUGUUUAGUGUUGAAAAGAUAAAAUAUAUAUUUUAAUGGUCUAUGGACAUGCAAAAUGUUCAGUUACCAGAAGAUAUAUAAGACAAGCGGCGAAUUUAGUAACAGUUUUAAAAACUUUAAAGACAACUACGGAACAAUGUUCCUCAAAUAUAUCGAAGGCCCACUGGUUCACAUAAUCAUCACUUUGGGAGUGGUACGGGCUAUGUUGGAUUCUCGCCUGGAAUUUAUAACCAAACUUGAAGGAGACACAGAAACGCUGUUCGAAUUUAACUUUCGGCUCCUUGGACGUCAACAUUUUUUGAAUGGGACGAUAAUUUUCCACGUUGACUUGAAUAAUGAUUUUGAAUUGUCAAACGAAUUAUUUGUACACAAAGAUGGAGAGUGGAAGCCCUCAAAUAUUGGCGUUAGUUAUAGGAGCUGUGCAUAUUUGAGGAUUAUUUACGACAAGUAUUUUGCGUCUUCCUUAAAGGACUCAAAUUUUCCAACAGGUAAAUGCCCAAUCGAAAAGGGUGAAUAUUAUUUAAGAAAUGUAGACAUGUCCGCCGAUUCUUGGGCACAUUAUGCCAACACUGGCCUAAACAAAUUCAUUUUGAAGGUGAAAAAGGAUAACAUAUCAUAUGGUGGCGUUGAAUGUAUCUUAGUUUUAUCAGAGAAAGUCACCUAACAUGGUGUCCGAUUACCAAUAAACAAGCUUGUUAAUAAUUAUUAUUAAA
Molecule: messenger RNA, 721 nt
Organism: Drosophila rhopaloa
Lineage: Eukaryota; Metazoa; Arthropoda; Insecta; Diptera; Drosophilidae
Gene: CheA46a
Exons: 2
Coding region: 64-672 (202 amino acids)
Source: RefSeq, a predicted model, not a curated record